AUGGCUUCUAGAAAACGGUCUGGUUCUGGUACAAAAAGACCGAAGGAAAAAGUAGUCCACAUCUACGAACUAUUGUGCCGUGGUGAAGAUCCUAAAAGACAGAAUGCACAGUUUUGGGAGGAGUUUUUUCUGCUGCAGCCGAACAUGGAUACGCUGGAAGGUGAAUUGCUUAAGCUCACUCCGGAACAGUAUAAUUGUGCCAAACACAAUAUACAACAGUUUUUCACGGAAUGUAUAAAUAUUCUCUCAACUGGUAGUCCCAAGCGGAUACACAAUGCAUUACAAACGAUAGGUGUGUUCAUUCAUGUGCUGUUCCGCAAACUGGCAAUGUCCGGAUCAGGUAGCAACGGCAGUGAUUUCAACAAUGGUGGUGGACCUGCUGGCAUGCCUGCUUCCUUUAUUACCAUCAGUUGCAUAGAAGAUGAUAUGCGCGAAUUAAUGAAACAGCUUUAUGAAAUACUGUCCAGCAACAUUCCCUCGGAACGUCCAAAAGAUUUGUGUUUAAAGAUUUUGCUUAUUAUUGCCACCGGCAUGGACAAUGUAAACGAAAAUUGCGUUAUAGAGUUCAUCAUCGGACAAAAUAUGUUUGAAGUAUUUAAAAACAUGCUAAGCGAUUCCAGUUUGCGGAACCAGCAUGGACACGAUGUAAUUACGCUGCUAACAAUUUUGGUUAAUUAUCGAAAACAUGAAGGAAGCAACCCGUAUGUGGUAGAACUGUCAUUACUAGCAGACGAGUUUGCAUUGAACGGCUAUGGACAAGUGAUAUCGUGCGUACUGACAAUGUUCUGCAAGCAGCAUCUACUGAGCCUGACAGAGCUUCCAACAUCAUCAUCCUGGUUUUCAUCGUUAUCAAGCAUAGUUGGAAACAUGUUCAUUUCUGACGAUUUAUGUUAUCGAAGCCAACAGAUUCGGGCAAACAAUGCACUCCUUCUGGCACUGUAUGAAGCGAUUCAUUUGAACAGGAAUUUCAUAACCACUUUGGCACAUACGCAAGCAGAUUCCACACCGCCUUCGCCGUGCAAUACUUUAAACAUCAAUGACGGAACUCCCGAUUUGUCGGCGGCAGCUAUUCUAGAUGCGUCACAGUACUCAACCAAUCUGUUCGUUGCUUUAUUUCAAUACUGUUCGAUCGUGAUGCAAGAUCAUAAAAGCGAAUUGAGUGCAAUUAAUUUGAAACUUUGUUUGCUUAUUUUGACAUGCAUUGCUGAGGAUCAGUAUGCGAACUCUAUGAUGCAUGACAAUAAUCUUACGUUCAAAGUUUCAUUACACCGAGCACAUAUGAGACAUAGAAAGCUAACGUCAGAGAAAAUUUCCAAGCCACAACCCUUAGCUACCACUUUACUCGACCUAUUAGUGGAGUUUAUUGUGUCGCAUUUGCUCAAGAAGUUCCCAAUAGAAUUGUAUCUUUUAUGUAUUGGUAUAAUACACCGCGUAAUUAUUUACCAAAAAAGAUGCCGCGUACGAAUUGCAUAUCACUGGAAGGAAUUAUGGACAGCAAUGAUAAGUUUGUUAAAAUUUCUCAUUUACCAAGAACAGAACCUUAUGAAGAGAUGUAACAUUUUCGAGUUAGCAUUACAGGUGAUAAACAUUUUCAAUCUUUUCAUCACAUAUGGGGACACUUUCCUCGCAACAACUAACAGCUAUGAUGAACUUUAUUACGAAUUGAAUCGAGAAGAGAAGGUGUUCUGUGAAUUGCACGCAAUGGUACUACGAUAUGCUUCUAUACAAGACUGCGAUUAUAAAGAAGAUUCGAUUCGACUGUUGAAUGCGCUAUCCAACAUAUUGGCAAUAAUUAAGCAUUUUCAGAUGAAAAUCAAAGAAUGGCUCGCUAGCCAAAGCUUAUCGACUCCCACUGAACAGCAAAUACUAGAACAAAUUCAGAAAAACUAUGAUCUUACGCUUAAGCUUCAGGAUAGCCUCGAUCAGUAUGAACGAUAUAGCGAGCGCCCUAAGCAUGUGUUAUUUUUUGCCAACCUUAUGAAGGAAGUAAUGGGCGAUACCAGAAAAACGGUUUACUAUUUAGUAAAGGAAAGCAACAAAGGUACAUUUAUUGAAUGUUUAUGCGGUGUUGUGACUGACGGAACAAGUACAGCCGAUGUAGCAGAAAUUGGAAUGAUGCAUUCCUCCAGUUGA
Molecule: messenger RNA, 2133 nt
Organism: Anopheles marshallii
Lineage: Eukaryota; Metazoa; Arthropoda; Insecta; Diptera; Culicidae
Product: armadillo-like helical domain-containing protein 3
Exons: 6
Coding region: 1-2133 (710 amino acids)
Biological process (GO): regulation of Golgi organization
Cellular component (GO): cytosol
Source: RefSeq, a predicted model, not a curated record